UUAAGGAGGGGAGAAGGGUGAAGGGAGCAAGUUUGGAAUUGGAGGUGGAGGCUCGAGAGAAAGAGACGAUGGAGGCGUUGAAGGUAGUGACCGUCGCCUCGUCCCGGCCAUUCGCUUUGAAGCGCCUAAUCGGCAAUUUUGUUUCUUCUAGAACCGUAAAACCCUCCAAAUUCUUCGUUCGCUGCUCCUCCUCCUCCAGUACCACUUCUGACUCCGCCAGAGUCGCCGGCCGGAACCGGAGGUCCUCCUCCUCCUCCUCUUCUUCCACUUCCGACAGAGAAGCAGUUCGCUCCAUCCGCCUCAAGAAGGUUGAAGAACUGAGGACCAAAGGCUUUGAGCCCUAUGCUUAUAACUGGGAAAGGACUCAUUCUACUAGUCAGCUGCAAGAUAUAUAUAGGCAUCUGGGCAAUGGUGAAGAGUCAAAUAGUGAGAGUGAUUUUGUAUCUAUUGCAGGAAGGAUUGUAGCUCGUAGAGCUUUUGGAAAGCUUGCCUUUUUAACUUUAAGGGAUGAUUCAGGGACAAUCCAGCUUUAUUGCGAGAAGGAAAGGCUUAUAGAUGAUCAGUUUGAGCAGUUGAAAACAUUUGUUGAUAUAGGCGAUAUACUUGGUGCAAGUGGAUCAAUGAAGCGGACAGAAAAAGGAGAGCUUUCUGUUAACCUGAAGUCAUUUUCAAUUCUUACAAAAUCCCUGCUCCCACUGCCAGACAAAUAUCAUGGUCUAACUGAUGUGGACAAGCGUUACCGCCAACGAUAUGUAGAUAUGAUUGCAAACCCUGAGGUAGCUGAUAUAUUCCGAAAAAGAGCAAAGAUUGUGUCAGAGAUACGGAAAACAGUGGAAUCUUCAGGCUUUGUUGAAGUUGAAACACCAGUAUUACAGGGUGCAGCUGGUGGAGCAGAAGCUAGGCCAUUUGUUACAUACCAUAAUUCCCUUGGGAGGGAUCUUUAUUUAAGAAUUGCAACAGAGCUUCACUUAAAGAGAAUGCUGGUUGGAGGAUUUGAAAAAGUAUAUGAAAUGGGCCGAAUAUUCCGAAAUGAAGGCAUUUCAACUCGUCAUAAUCCUGAAUUUACCACGAUAGAGAUGUAUGAAGCAUAUUCAGACUACCAAAGCAUGAUGAACAUGGCAGAAGAAAUAGUGACUCAAUGUGCUCUUGCUGUCCAAGGAAAGCUUAGAAUUGAUUAUCAGGGAGUAGAAAUAUGCUUAGAACGACCAUGGAGGAGGGAAACCAUGCACAACCUUGUAAAAGAAGUUACUGGAAUUGAUUUCAUUGAAUUUGGUGACAAUCUGAGAGCUGGUAAAGAAGCUGUUAUUAAGGCACUCAGUGCCCACCUUGAAGAUAAAGACAAACAUUCUAUUGAAGCAUGCCCUUCCGUUGGCCAUGUGCUCAAUGAGGUUUUUGAGACUCAGGUAGAACCAAAGUUGCUACAGCCUACAUUUGUUUUGGACUACCCUAUUGAGAUAUCUCCUUUGGCCAAGCCACAUCGAAGGCAUGCAGGGCUGACUGAAAGAUUUGAGCUCUUUAUUUGUGGUCGUGAACUGGCAAAUGCAUUCUCCGAACUGACUGAUCCUGUGGACCAAAGAGGUCGCUUGGAAGAGCAAGUGAGGAAACACAACAAAAAGAGAACGGCAGCAAUAUCUGAAAUGAAUGAUUCAGAAGGGAAAGGACAUAAAAGUGACGAUGACUCUUAUGAGGUGACCCUGGAUGAAGACUUUCUGACAGCCUUGGAAUAUGGAAUGCCUCCAGCUUCAGGAAUGGUAUGGUCAUCACUGAUUCUUAUGGCCUUGGAGUUGACAGGCUAGUAAUGCUCCUGACAAAUUCUGCCAGUAUCCGCGACGUCAUUGCAUUUCCCGUCCUCAAGAUUCAGCAGUAGUGAUGCAAAAUUUCUGGUGGAAGAUGCUCUGAUCUGCUUUAUUAGCAGUUGUUGAGAAGUUCGCGCAUGGAGGUUUAUGGCUCCUCAAACUCAAAAUGGUGAGUUCAAGCUUUGCUUCACUCCCUUCUUUUUCACGAGCAAUGCAAUGGUAAUUGAUAAAAGCAAUAACCCUGAUUUAUUGCCGAUUUAUGCGGCUUUUAGGAAGUAGGAUUAGGAUGGCAGCCGAGUUCAGGUCAUGAUGGUUCAUGAUAUACUACAAAAUUUUGUUUGUUUUAUCUGCAGAAGCAGCUUACUGUUAUUGAUCAUUCGUGUAAUAUGUUCUUAAUUGAUGAAUAAUUUUUGUCAUUAAUCAUAAUACUCCAUCUGAUAUUUAUAAGAUUAAGGCUUGUAAUUGUUGUUA
Diospyros lotus (date-plum) is the source of this 2267-nucleotide messenger RNA. Its product is annotated as lysine--tRNA ligase, chloroplastic/mitochondrial. Bases 69 to 1796 code for a protein of 575 amino acids. The transcript is spliced from 14 exons. The record is from RefSeq and is a predicted model, not a curated record. Gene Ontology annotation, molecular function: lysine-tRNA ligase activity; ATP binding; tRNA binding. NCBI's taxonomy places the organism in Eukaryota, Viridiplantae, Streptophyta, Magnoliopsida, Ericales, Ebenaceae. Gene Ontology annotation, cellular component: cytosol; mitochondrion; cytoplasm. Gene Ontology annotation, biological process: lysyl-tRNA aminoacylation.